CCUCAACACAAUCCCCGCCCGUGUUUGCACACCUGCCCCGGGGUCAGUCGCAGUUGCUCAAUUGUGUGCCUCACACCCUAGAGCUGGGACAUGAGACGAGGAAGGCGAGAAGGCUGCGGGCGGCGGGAAAGUGGCGCGAAUCCCCACGGGAGAAGCGGGUGGGAGGAGAGACCUGAGAACAUCAGUCAUACACACUGCGAGGUGUGGUCUGCCAUUCUCCCCGGCACACGAGGUGAAGGUGCUCCGAGCCCCGCCCCCUCCAUGUGUGUCCGAACCUGAGCUGCUUUCCUUCAUUGUGGACACGCUGGAUAUUAUGUACGUCUAGGAACACCGCAUCGAGGGCCACCAUGACCGAGUUGUUCUGCAAAGUGCUCACCGUUAUCAUCAAAUGCCGGGACUGUGAGGAGAGACGUACCAGUGUCAGGCUGACUGUUGAAACACAUUUGUUAACAAACCCUGUACAUAAGAAGGAUUUAAUCGUUCGCCUGUCAGAUGAUACUGAUCCAUUUUUUCUGUACAGUCUUACUUUAGGAGAAGAGGAUUUUCAAAGCUUAAAAAACCAGCAAGGAUUAUUAGUGGAAUUUUCUGCAUUUCCACAGAGGUUCAUUGACCUUUUGGAGCAAUGUAUAUUGGAGCAAGACAAGCCUGUUCCUAGGUUUUUACUUCAGUUGCUAACCUCUUCAAAUGGCCUGGACUGUAUGGCCACAAGCUUAAAUAUAAUUGAAACAAACCCAUUCAAGCACCUAAUCCAUCUUUCUUUAAAGCUUGUGGAAGGCAGUGACAGCGAUGUAAAGACAUAUCUUGCAACCUGCAUUAAGAGCUUAAAGUUGGAAAAUUAUGUUUUAAAGGGAAAAUUACAGAAAUCUGAAGAGGAACUUUUUCAGAAACUUUCUGUAACUCAACAGGCCCUGGCCGAGAAAUGCAAGGAACUGGAUAAGCUCAGGAAUGAAUGGACUUCACAGUCAUCUUCAUUAACAAGCAGGCAUACACAGGAAAUUACAGCCGAAAGAGAGAAGGUGGCACAGCUUCAAACUCAAUACCGGCAUCAGCAUGAGCAGCAAAAGAAAGAGCUGGAAUUCUCUAACAACCGAACAAUACAACAUUUGGAAGCAAGGGUGUGUGAAUUGGAAGCAGUUAAUAAAGACUUGACAGAGAAGAAGUACAAAUCUGAAUCGUGCAUACGUGAACUUAAGGGGAAGCUUUCUGCAAUGGAAGAGGAAAGUUAUAGAGCUAAACAAGAAGCUUCUUCCUUACGUCGGGAAAAUUCUACUUUGGACACUGAGUGCCAUGAGAAAGAGAAACAUCUAAACCAAUACAAGAUGCGGGCAGCCGUUCUAGAACAGGAAGUCAAGGAUAAAGAGCAAGUAGUGUUACGAAGUACAGAUGCUUGUGAAAGCGCACAGGAGCACAAGAAAAAACUUGAAGAAUCUCUGGAACAAAAGCAGCUGCAAAUUGGAAAGCUUGAAACUACAGUGAAAUCCCUCUCUGAAGAACUUAUAAAAGCUAAUGAAAUCAUUAAAAAAUUACAAACUGAUCUAAAGAAAUUGGUGGACAAGAUGAAACUGAAAAACGCUGUUACUAUGAAGCAAGAGAAGCUUCUUGGAGAAAAGGAACAGCUUCUACAGAACGAGAGGCUGGAACUAACAAACGUGAAACAUGCCUUGAAGAUUAAGGAAGAGGAGGUUUUAAAGAUACAAGAAAAGCUAGAUAACACAGUUGAGAAAUUGGAAGAGAGCAAGCAGCUGCUGAAGACUAAUGAGAAUGUAAUUUCUUGGCUUAACAAGCAGCUGAAUGAAAACAAAAUUGCAUCUCUACAAGGACCACAAGCAUUGCAUGAAAUGCCUGGCUCACUACAAACCUCCAAUCCAACAUCAAAUAUUGGCACAAUACAAACCAACCAGCCACCAUUUUCUACUGCUAACGAUCCUUACUUUACUUCAACAAUCUUUAAUCCAGUUGGCCUUUCUCUAGCUUCCAAAUUUUACAACAGCAGUACUCCAGCUUUGCGAAAGAAUGUACCAGCUGCAACCUCAGGUUCAUCAAGACUUGGCCCACAGGUACGGUUCAAUGUAAAUACCCCUACUGAUUGCAGCCCAGCCCCUGAGCCCAGGCCUGUACCUACAACAUCAACUCCUAUUUUCCCUUCUACCUCAAGUGACACAGCCGGUUUAGAUUUAAAGUACCUGAAAAGAAAUGGAAGUGCACCUACCAAAUCACAAAAAAAUGCAAACCCUGCUCCAGUUAGGCCGACCUUAACCAAGUCUGGGAGUUCACCAAUACUGUCAGCUUACUUCCCAGGACAGCAAGCAAGGCUUCCUGCUUCUUAGAUAUUAUACAACAUACAUUAUUGACCAAAUACUGCACAUAACACUUCACUUUGGGUAGGAGUAUGGUCAGUUUAAACUGCCAAAUUAAGCUGUAUCCAAAUAAAACAGUAAAAAUGUAUUACUUUGUAUAGUGCCUGGGAAAGACAGAUGUUUUAAGACAAAAGAUCCCAAAACGGUAUACUGGCUGAAGGUGUUUAGGGUGAAAUUAUGGGGGUAAUACUUGGUGCUAAAAUCUGCAUAACUGUAAAUAAUUAAAUACAUGUAUGUUUUGGCCUAAACGCACAAAAAUCAUUCAUCCCUAUUUUUGUGCUUUCUAAUAGAUGUGUUGAAAGGAACACAUUUUAUGUCUUGAGUGUUUUUCUUUGUCUAAUAUUUGUAAAAUACAUUUGAACUCAGUGGUCUUAUAGCGUACUUGCUGAUUUCAUGGUUAUUUGAAUCCAAAGGAAACUAUAUUGGUCUAGGUGCUCAGCCAUUUUUUUACUGCUAAAAUGCUGAUGUCCAACUCAUUUGUAGUGCUGGUAAACAAGUAUCACGUGGCAUAGGCCUGUCAAAGAUGGCAUAAUGCGGAUUAUAUAUAUAUAUAAUCAUUUAUUUUUUUAUGUAUUAUGCUAAGCACACUUUUUGCACAUUUUGGUUAUAAAAAUCAUCUUUAAUUUGCUGCUUUAAAAGUUUUGAAAAAAAUAAAAUAAAAAUUGUCAGUAUUAGUAAACUGAUUUUUACCCAUGAGAAUAAAUAGUGUCCUUGCAGUGUAUGCAUUCAUAUUCUUUUAAACUGAUCUUCUCUGUAAUGUGUCUUUAAAUAUUUAGCUGUUCUCAGUGGAUGACCUGUAAUGAAGAUUGCUUAUUUUUUUUGGGAGAAUGUAAUUAUUGAAAAACCUAUGUGAUGCCUUCGUUUUCUGGUGCUUUAGCCUUUUUUUUUUUUUUUUUAUCUUGUUAAGUACAUGUCUGAUGAAGUUUAAGACUGUAUUUUAAAGUUUACGCAGUGUGUUACACAUUUCUUUAUAGAAAUACACUUUCUGCAUUUAAAGUAUGUAUUUAAUGCCUGUAAUAUAAUAAAGUAUUUAUAUAUUUUGAUUUA
This is a messenger RNA of Rana temporaria (common frog), 3404 nucleotides long. Its product is annotated as spindle assembly abnormal protein 6 homolog. Bases 348 to 2327 code for a protein of 659 amino acids. The record is from RefSeq and is a predicted model, not a curated record. Gene Ontology annotation, cellular component: centriole; centrosome. Gene Ontology annotation, biological process: centriole replication. The transcript is spliced from 17 exons. NCBI's taxonomy places the organism in Eukaryota, Metazoa, Chordata, Amphibia, Anura, Ranidae.